This is a messenger RNA of Fonsecaea pedrosoi CBS 271.37, 1542 nucleotides long. RefSeq lists its product as uncharacterized. The coding region runs from base 1 to 1542 and encodes 513 amino acids. NCBI's taxonomy places the organism in Eukaryota, Fungi, Ascomycota, Eurotiomycetes, Chaetothyriales, Herpotrichiellaceae. The transcript is spliced from 4 exons. The record is from RefSeq and is a predicted model, not a curated record. Gene Ontology annotation, molecular function: succinate-semialdehyde dehydrogenase (NAD+) activity.
AUGGCCAACACCAAGUACAACCUUCCCUUCCAGCUUCAGGACCCUGACUUAUUUCAUGAAGACUCGUACGUGGACGGCAAAUGGGUUCAGGCGAAGAGCGGCAACAGGUUCGCCGUCAUCGAUCCAGGCACAGAUCGACCUUGGGCGUCCUGUCCCGACAGCGCGGUAGAGGACGUUGAAACAGCCGUACAAUCUGCACACAGAGCGUUCAAAGGCUACAGAAUUCUCAAUCCCCGCAAACGAGCUCAACUGCUCUUCAAGUGGCACGAACUGAUCGUGGCCGCCAAAGAUGAUCUGGCAACCCUCCUGACGUACGAAACGGGAAAGCCAAUUCCCGAGUCCCACGGCGAGCUUGACAUGGCAUUGGGUUUUGCCUGGUGGUAUGCCGGGGAGGCCGAUCGCAUCCAGGGCACCGUAUUCACACCGUCGGCACCGAAUCGUCGAACAAUGACGAUUAAACAACCCAUCGGCGUGGUCGCUGCACUGGUCCCGUGGAACUAUCCCGUCGCCAUGAUUUUGCGCAAGGUAGCUGCUGCCUUUGCGGCCGGCUGUACCGUCGUUGUCAAGCCCAGCCCCGAAACACCUCUGACCUGCCUGGCUCUUGCCCAUCUAGCGAGUAAAGCAGGAUUUGCACCCGGUGUAUGUAAUGUUCUCACCACCAGCAACGAGAAUACGCCUGCGUUGUCCGAGACCCUGAUCACACACCCGGACAUCAAGAAGGUUACCUUCACAGGGAGUACGCGCGUGGGCAAGAUCGUCGCCUCUCUCUGCUCGAAGAACCUCAAAAAGUGUUCUCUCGAAUUGGGAGGGAACAGUCCGUACAUCGUGUUUGAUGACGCGGAUCUCAACCAAGCAGUCGAUACCCUGAUGCUACUGAAGUGGAAGCAUGCUGGUCAGUCAUGCAUCUCCGCCAACAGGAUAUAUGUCCAGACGGGAAUAUACGACAAGUUCACCCAACUAUUAGUCGAGAAGACAAAACACCUCAAAGUCGGCCAUGGCUCGCAGAGCAGUACAACGCUUGGUCCUGUCACAACGCCUCGAUCUCUAGCAAAGAUCCAAGCUCAAGUGGCCGACGCCCUACAGCAGGGGGCGAAUCUCGCUUCAGGCACUGGCAAACCUUAUGUAGGGGCAACAGAAGAAGAAGGCUCUGGGCUCGGCAAAGGCGCCGGUGGCUAUUUCAUUGACCCAAUUAUCCUUGUCAACAUGAGCCGAGACAUGCUUAUCAGCCGGGAGGAGAUCUUUGGACCAGUUGCCGCUUUGUUCAAGUUCGAAAGCGAGGACGAGGUCGUGGCAUGGGCCAAUGAGACUUCCAUGGGCCUAGCCAGCUACGCAUUCACCAAGAACGUCGAUCGUAUCUGGAGACUCUAUGAAAACUUGGAGGCAGGCAUAAUUGGAUUGAACACCGGAAGCAGCACAUCUGCGGAGGUUCCAUUUGGCGGAAUCAAAGAAAGUGGUUACGGAAAGGAGGGAGGCAAGGAUGUUGGGGUAGACGAGUACCUGUACACGAAGACUGGCACUUUGACUAUUGAGGGCCAGUAUUAG